UGGACAGAGGUCGUAAAAUGUAUACAUCAGAAGGCUCUGACAGCUCACACUAUGUAGUUCCUAUACCAGAGAAGUCAACUACGAGAUACAAGCAAACAUACUAGUAGAUGAGACGGCCGGCACAGAUUGUAGCUCAGAACCCAUAAGCCAGUAAACCUAAGCAGCUAUCAUAGUCAACUCCUUGGAAUCGAGCGUGUUCACAAUGUCAAGCCUCCAUAUGCGAAGAAAAUGUAUCGGCCGCUUGAAGUGUCUGGACCUCGCCACCAUAUCUCCACGCUCGCGAAAACUACUCCACUCCAUCGCGCUCUCAUCCGUCGCGCUGCCGCCGCUCAGCCGUUCAUCUGAUGGCCACGCAAAUCUAGUUCUUCGCUACGCACGACCGACCCGCCGUGCAUCCCACGCACCAUUCCGCAAACCACCCAACGCGCCGCGAUCGCAUCUGCAAAUCUCCACCGCCAACACAUCCCCCAGAAAUCCGCUUCGCAGGGAGAAAUUAAUAGCAGACGCAUGUUCCAAUCUAGGACACGGAGCACGGGGGCGGCUCAACCGCGCCACGAGCCUCGAUCUCACGGGCCAUGCAGGUACCCCGGCCUGUGACAUGGCGAGCAUGCAGAGCCCCUCUUUUCGCGGGCUGGGGUCCAAUUUCUGCCUUCCAUCGACCCGUUAAGCGGUUCGCGGUCGCAGGCGCGGCCUGCCUGUCGCGGAAAACGCUCCGGGCGGACGUGCCGUGCUGCGUGCCAU
This is a messenger RNA of Boeremia exigua, 741 nucleotides long. RefSeq lists its product as uncharacterized. The coding region runs from base 203 to 667 and encodes 154 amino acids. The record is from RefSeq and is a predicted model, not a curated record. Lineage: Eukaryota; Fungi; Ascomycota; Dothideomycetes; Pleosporales; Didymellaceae. The transcript has a single exon.